Messenger RNA from Clonostachys rhizophaga, 909 nucleotides. The record is from the annotation of a GenBank genome assembly. Lineage: Eukaryota; Fungi; Ascomycota; Sordariomycetes; Hypocreales; Bionectriaceae.
AUGGAUACCGAUACAUUGACCCUCGACCCGGCUAUUGUCGCAGCUCUUCCCGUCCAGGGUCAAGUGGUCGCCAUCUCCAAGCACGGGGACACGAGAUGGUCCACCGGGUACAAAAUUAUCAUUGAGGAUGACGAGGAUGGCCACGAAUUUUUCAUAAAGAUCCUUGAUCGAGAAGAAGCAAAAGAGCUGGCAGAAGGAGAAUUUGAGUCAAUGACCCUCAUGCACCAACUCAUUCCAGAAGCCAUUGUUCCUCCGAUUGCCUGGGGCAUGUUCAAAACUGAUAACUCCAAAGCUUUCUACCUCACAUACUUCCGCGACCUUGAUAAAAAACACCCGUCUGAUGAUAUUUUGAUACGCCUCAUUAGUAAAAUUCAUCACAAGGAAUCACCAACGGGGAAAUUCGGUUUCCAUGUUCCCACUUUCUAUGGUUGCAGGAAGGUAGAUAACACUUGGUGUGACAGCUGGGAGGAGUUCUUCUCUCGAGAGUUACGUUCGUCCAUCAACUCUGCCCAAGCCGUCCUACAGCAUGAUGAAGAGCUCGAGGGGCUAGCGAAAACCUUCUUUGAUUUGGUGGUUCCAAGGCUUCUUCGGCCACUCGAGACAGGUGGCAGGAGCAUUAAACCUCAGCUCGUCUUUGGCGACCUUUGGGAUGAAAAUGUGCAAGUGGAUCAUCGUACUAGAGCCGCGGCAUUAUUUGAUCCGUGCUGCUUUUAUGGCCAUUUCGAGUGUGAGUAUCAUCAAACGGUAGAAGCGGUACCUAUUCUCAUUCUCGACACAGUUGAUUUUCAAUGCAUGACUUCCGAUCGUUACUCUCUCAACCAUAAUUUUGUCAAUCUAUACAAAGAGCAGAUGGGAGUUUCUGAGCCCGUAGAAGAAUUCGAUGAUCGCGUUACUCUUUACGCACUGUGA